ACAGUUUUCUCUGUUUACGUCCUAGCGAUCGAGUAACCGGUGAAAUGCGAAUAAGAGCACAUAUUUACCUCUUGAAAAAUCUCGUAGGCAGGACUUGUCUUGCACAGCAUCAGUUUACCUGCAAAAGGCUGGUAAAAGGCUCAGGCUGUCCAGCGAGAAUGUCGUAAUGCCACCCUGCUUCAAGUAGUGGAGGCCACGGCAGAGGAGGCCGCAACGGGGUUGAUGUCUCCGAUUCCGGUGAACGCUAACCCAAGGACUAGGAACAACGACUCUGAAUAGCAGUCUCGCCUUUUCUUACGAGCGCCGCUAAGGCGAGCUACCUGGCGGAGGGCCCAGAGCCAAGAUCGUGUCGUCGGUCCUGCGUAUUAUGAAGGGCUACGGCUGGCUGGAGGUCGACGGGGGCGUGAUCCCGAAAAUCUCGGUCGACGAGCAAUACGCUGCUACCAUUUACAAGGGCGUGAGCGAUGCGAAGGCUAUUUGAGGAAGCCGCUGAUUUCUUUUGGCGCACUCAUUCCGGCUACACUCUGUUCUCCACCGCCAGGAACUGGAAGAGUGGUGUCUUGGUCGACGUUGCAGACAUUGUUCAUGUUGGUGAUUGCGGGUGGCGCCCGAAUGGAUACGGAUCAGGGUGGGCAACCAGAGGGAGAUGCGCACCUGGACUGCCGACAGGUUCCGGAAUCGGCCUGACCUGUGCCGGUAUCACCCCCAGACUCGAGUCUCGAUGCAGUCCGGUCAUGUACGUGGGCAGGGCGGGCAAGCUAUGGUUUCAGGCCCGCGCCUGUUCCCUUGUGAAGACCUCGACGCCGCUCCCCGCCCCCGCUCCCUCAUCCUCGGGACGAGGACCGCUUAGCUCGGGGAGGCCACCUAAGGUAUAGGAUCGGAGUGGAGGGCGAUUUCUCCCCUAGUUGGGAAGACGGGGGGAGGGCUGCUAGUAUCUACCUAAGCAGGCUAUGUGAUUUAGCACCCGGGGGAGCGAAGAGG
Messenger RNA from Durotheca rogersii, 981 nucleotides. RefSeq lists its product as uncharacterized. The transcript is spliced from 2 exons. NCBI's taxonomy places the organism in Eukaryota, Fungi, Ascomycota, Sordariomycetes, Xylariales, Xylariaceae. The record is from RefSeq and is a predicted model, not a curated record. The coding region runs from base 465 to 875 and encodes 136 amino acids.